AUGCUAUAUUUUGAACCCAGCGAAAACAUUUUCUUUAUUUAUUAUUCUUCAAUCUAUUCAUUUGUAUUUCUUUCUCACUUUCUUUCGUUCGUUCGUUCGUUCGUUCGUUCUUUCUUUCUUUCUUUCUUUCUUUCUUUCUUUCUUUCUUUCUUUCUAUCUUUCUCUUCACAGUUUCUUUCUUUCUUUCUUUCUUUCUUUCUUUCUUUCUUUCUUUCUUUCUUUCUUCAAUCCUCUUCACAGUUUCUUUCUUUCUUCAGUCCGCAUAUUUUUCUUCCUUUUUUCUUUCUUUCUUCACUCACCACAUUUUAUUUUUUCUUUAGUUUGCACAUGUUUCUUUCUUUCUUUCUUUCUUUCUUUCUUUCUUUCUUUCUUUCUUUCUUUCUUUCUUCAUUUUCACGUUUUCUUUUCUUUCUUUAUUUACAUAUUUUCUUUUUUCUUUCAUUCUUCACAUUUUCUUCCUUUCUUUCUUCAUUUUCACGCUUCUUUUCUUUCUUUUGUCUACGCCUCUUUCUUUCUUUCUUUCUUUCUUUCUUUCUUUCUUUAGCCUGCACAUUUUCUUUCUUUCUUCAUUCUUCACGUUUUCUUUCUUUCUUUAACCUGCUCAUUUUUCUUUCUUUCUUUCUUUUUUCAAUGUUCUGCACAUUUUCUUUCUUUCUUUCUUUCUUUCUUUUUCUUUCUUUCUUUCUUUCUUUCUUGUUGUCUUUUCCUUCCUGUUCAUAUCACUUCUUGGCCUUUGAGUUUGUAUUUCUAUUUUCUUGUCUUUACAUCGCGUUCAUCUAUUUUUAUUUUUUUCUUUUGUUUCGAUUUUUUUCUUUGACUUUUUUCUCACUUUCUUUCUUUCCUUCUUUCUUUCUUCCGUUUCUUCUUUUAUUUCUUUCUGUUUUUCUUAGUCACCUCUCUUUUCUUUCUUUCUUAGUCACGUUUUUCUUACUUAAUCACUUUCUUUCUUUCUUCAUUCUUUCUUUUUUCUUUCUUUCUUAUUCUUUAUUUUCCUUCUUUUUCUUUCUUUUUCUCUUUCUUACUUUCUUUUUUCUUAAUUUUUGUCUUUCUUUUUUCAUUCUUAGUCGUUUUCCUUUCUUUCUUCCUUUCUUUCUAUCUUUCUUUCUUUUUGUAAGUUAUGUUUUAUUUUGUUUCUUAAGCAUGUUUCUUUUCUUUCAUACUCUCUUCUCACUUCCUAUCUUUUUCUUUCUUUCUUUCUUUCUUUCUUUCUUUCUUUUCUUUCUUUCUUUCUUUCUUUCUUUCUAA
Acanthosepion pharaonis is the source of this 1245-nucleotide messenger RNA. The record is from the annotation of a GenBank genome assembly. Lineage: Eukaryota; Metazoa; Mollusca; Cephalopoda; Sepiida; Sepiidae.